GUGAUUUUUUAAAUGAUAACUAGCUGCCAUGAAUGCUCUACUGGCAGAAAGAUUUGAUAUACCUUGAAAUAAUGAUACAAUCUUUCAUGAGACUAUAACUAAUUAAUAACCAUGGUAUCAGUAAAUGGUGAAGACCACGACUUUAGAGUUAAAAGAUGGAGAAAUAAAACUGCAAGUCUGCAGUGAAAUAAAAAUAUGUACCGUGCUUUUUAGAAAGUUAAAAUAAUAAGUGUUAUCAGCAAAAGUUUUAAAAUUAAAUAGCUGGAUAUUUAUAAUUGAACAUAAAUUGUAUCAAGCUUGAUUGGCUCUACUUGGCUGUCAGGAUUUUGCUUAUGGCUGCACAGAACGUCAACUUUAUAACUUUAUGAAUGAACAAAGGUCUGAAAAGAAUAUUCUCAGGAAUUCAGCCAACCGGGAUUCCUCACCUGGGGAAUUAUUUUGGAGUCAUCACAAGCUGGGUAAAGCUACAGGAAGAAUGUAGUUCUGUAUUAUACAGCAUUGUGGACCUCCAUUCCCUCACCAUACCAAGAGAGCCGGCUGUUUUACGUGAAAGCAUCCUAGACAUCACUGCUGUUCUCCUGGCCUGUGGUAUAAACCCACAAAGAUGCUUCCUUUUCCAGCAGUCCCAGGUGCCUGAACACUCUCAGCUUAGCUGGGUCUUAGGGUGUUUGAUAGGCAUCCCACGUCUGGAACAUUUUCCCCAGUGGAAGCUUAAAAAGGCCAGUCAGACAAGUGGAGGAACUGUUGGGCUCUUCACCUAUCCUGUCCUUCAAGCGGCAGAUAUUCUUCUCUACAAGUCAACACAUGUUCCUGUUGGAGAAGAUCAAAUCCUCCACUUGGAGCUGACUCAAGAUACAGCCCGCCACUUCAAUAAGAAGUAUGGGGAGUUCUUUCCAGUACCCAAAGCCCUUCUAACCUCAUCCAAAAAAGUGAAGUCCCUCAGAGAUCCCACAUCGAAGAUGUCAAAAUCAGACCCUCAUAAAUUAGCCACGGUGUGCAUCACCGAUAGUCCUGAGGAGAUCAAGCUGAAAUUUCGCAAGGCUGUCACAGACUUUACCUCUGAAGUGACCUAUGAUCCCGAACACCGCCUGGGAGUCUCCAAUCUUGUGGCUAUUCACUCUGCUGCAACAGGACUCAGCACAGAGGAAGUGGUACAGCAGAGCACUGGCCUGGAUACGGCCCAUUACAAGGCAAUGGUGGCUGAAGCGGUCAUCGAAAAACUUGCACCCGUUAGGAAUGAGUUUAAGAGAUUAAAAGAAGACAAAUCUUACCUGGAAGAGGUUCUGUCAUCCGGAGCAGAGAAAGCCAGAGAACUUGCAGCUCCUGUAUAUUGGGAAGUUAAAAGAUUGGUGGGGUUGAACUGAAUCCAAGAAAAAGUAGCUACCAUCUUUCAUUACUUCAGUUUGUGCUCUACUGUAUGUUACAGUCCUCUGUUUUGAGGGUCCAAAAGAAGACUGAUUAACAAAUCUUUCCCUCACAUGUAUUGAUUUUUUUUAGAGCACGGCUUGGAGAGUAUGUGUGUGUGUGUCACUUCUGGAAGAAACCCUUCCCAUUUCUGCCACACAACAGACCCUUUGGCCACUAGUGGCUGCAGUUCAUCAUUCCCAGGAUCAUGAGUGGUGGAGACAAUUGUAGCUGAUCUAGGUUUGGUCUGUCCUGAAAGGCAGAAGGUGGGAAGGCAUUGAGAAUUAAGAUCUUUUAAGAAAUGUCUUGUAAAAAUGCUGUGAAGCCAGCUCAGCUGAAAACUUUUCUCACUGUUGAGACUUUUUAAAAAAAUGAUCCCCCUUAUUUUUAUAAGUAACUCAAGGGACUGAACAUACCUAAUACACCUCCCCACAACAACCUUGUGGGGGGGGGGGUGUGAGGCUGAGAAAGAGUGGCCUAAAUUACCCAGCCAGUUUUCAUGCCUAAAGAGGGAUUAGAACUCGGAGUCUCCUGCAGGGGUGGGAUUCUACAGUUCGGGGGAACCAGUAGCUGUGAAGAUCAGCUGCGAGAGAACCAGUUCGCUCCGACCUUCAAAUGGGCCUGGUCCCACCCACCAUCCCUGGGCUAUACUCACCUAUAUUUCCUUGUUUUUUAGCCCGGCUGAUAGGCGCGGCAGAGCUGAUUCCCAUUCCUCUGCUGUUUUGGUGCGCCUCAGCUGCAGUAGAAGGCAAGCCCUUUAGCAAAGCAUGCGCUCAGUGAACCGGUUGUCAGACUGGUUGAAUCACACCACUGGUCUCCUGGUUUAUAGCUUGGUGCCUUCACUACUAGACCACAACUUGACCCUUCGUUGCUCCCAGGUCUAUGACAGCAACUUUCCUGAGAGGAAAGACAAAAAUAUAGCAAAGCCCUGAAGGAGCUUUAGGCUGAAGACGCUCAGUGAAGUGAUGGCUCUUGUCUUAGGGGAAGAAGGAAGGUCAAUCUGGUUUGUGGUCUCAGGGAUAAGAUGGGGAGAGUGGCUAGUUCAGAGUUUGAAGAUUCUUUAAUCAUUUCUUUCAUCUUUUCCCUUCCCCUUUCCAGUGUGAAAGCUGCCCUAGACAACUUGGGCUUAAAGUUAUAAAAAUGGUACAUGAUUCUGAGCAACGAUGUUGCUUAGAAUAUUCUGCCUCCCUAAUGCAGGCUUUGGUUCUUGCAUAAGAGAGGGCAUUUUAUUCUGUUACAGAGCUUAUGGAGAUAGGAAAUGGCACUUAUUUUCUAAGAUAUAUUUUGGGAAAAGUCAGCCACACAUCUCUGGAUAUUUGAAAAGUGAGUGCUGAGUUUAUAAUUUGUGUUCUUUCUCAGAGCAGAGAAGUUAUUCCUUCCAUUCUUUAAGAAGUGAACUGCAUCUGUGCAUUUUUCUUCUGGUAUGUUUGCAAGUUUAUUUGAAGUGCAGCAUAACCUAUGGAAAGCAGGACAACAUUAUUAAACUGUGGAUGUUUGACAGGCAGAAAAGCC
Thamnophis sirtalis is the source of this 2916-nucleotide messenger RNA. NCBI's taxonomy places the organism in Eukaryota, Metazoa, Chordata, Lepidosauria, Squamata, Natricidae. The record is from RefSeq and is a predicted model, not a curated record.